Messenger RNA from Talaromyces stipitatus ATCC 10500, 2472 nucleotides. Its product is annotated as SCF ubiquitin ligase subunit CulC, putative. The record is from RefSeq and is a predicted model, not a curated record. Gene Ontology annotation, biological process: protein ubiquitination; ubiquitin-dependent protein catabolic process. Bases 1 to 2472 code for a protein of 823 amino acids. Gene Ontology annotation, cellular component: Cul3-RING ubiquitin ligase complex. Gene Ontology annotation, molecular function: ubiquitin protein ligase binding. The transcript has 4 exons. Lineage: Eukaryota; Fungi; Ascomycota; Eurotiomycetes; Eurotiales; Trichocomaceae.
AUGGCGCUGAGGGCGAGACAAAAAGUCAGAGCACCUAGGAGGGCACUAGGCAGCAGAAGCGACAACUUUGAAGCCGUCUGGGGUGUACUCGGCUCUGCUUUACGUGAAAUACACACCAAAAAUGCCUCUUCGUUAUCGUUCGAGGAGCUGUAUCGCAGCUCAUACAAAAUCGUGCUAAUGGGCAAGGGCGAUGAACUAUACGAACGGGUCAAGCAACUAGAACAAGAAUGGCUGAGCACCCUUGUCAGUCAGAAUAUUACAUCUUCAAUCUCCCCUGUGUUACUACUCAAUAUUGAUCCAUCGGAUACUACGGAUCAAGCGAAUGAGCGCAGAGCUGCUGGUGAGAAAUUCCUGGCAGCGAUGAGAGGGGCGUGGGAAGAUCAUCAGCUUUGUAUGGGCAUGAUCACGGACGUGUUGAUGUAUAUGGACAAAGCGAUGAACAAUGACCAGAGACCUUCAAUAUACACGAUAUCUAUGUGUUUAUUCCGGGAUCACGUCUUACGUUCGGCCAUUCCAGAGAGUGACCUUAGCAUAUACAAAAUACUCGAGUCUACCGUUCUUUUCAUGAUUCAGUUGGAACGAACGGGUGAAAUGAUCGAUCGACCUUUGAUACGGCAUUGCAUCUACAUGCUAGAAGGACUCUACGAAACGCUAGCGGAAGAAGAAUCGGCCAAACUAUACCUUUCUGUCUUUGAACCGGCCUUUCUACAAAUCAGUACCACAUUUUAUCAAAAUGAGGGACGACGAUUACUUGAGACAGCUGAUGCAGCUACAUUCUGCCGUGUCAGCUCCGAGAGAAUAUCGGAGGAGGAAGAGCGUUGUCACGCUACUCUAUCGCCAUACUCGGAACAGAAGGUCAAAGGUGUUAUAGAUGAACACUUAAUCAGCAAGAAUAUCACCGACGUGAUCAAUCUUGAAGGUAGCGGAGUCAGAUAUAUGCUGGACCACGACAGGGUCCAAGACCUUGCCAAUGUCUACGAGCUCAAUGCUCGAAUUGAUGCAAAGAAGAGCGCAUUAACAAAAUCCAUUCAAAUCCGCAUUGUUCAACUCGGUAACGAGAUUAACGCUGCAGCCAAGGCUUCUGCGACAGCACCUGCACCGUCAAAAUCCACAUAUGCAGAUGGCGAGAAGAAAUCAGGAGAAAAAGAGAAACCCGCCGCGCCACCUGUGAAUCAACAGACAGCAGCAGCAAUCAAAUGGGUUGAUGAUAUUCUUAGUCUGAAGAAGAAGUUUGACGCGAUAUGGGAACGAGCGUUUUCGUCGGAUCAAGGCAUGCAAACGUCGUUUACCAACAGUUUCUCGGAUUUCAUCAACUCGAAUAAUCGUAGCUCCGAGUAUCUUUCAUUAUUUUUUGACGAGAAUCUGAAGAAGGGAAUCAAAGGCAAGACUGACGCGGAGGUUGAUAGUCUUUUGGAGAAUGGUAUUACACUAUUGCGAUAUAUCCGCGACAAGGAUCUCUUCGAGACAUAUUAUAAGAAACAUCUUUCACGACGGUUGCUCAUGAAACGAUCGGUCAGCAUGGAUGUUGAACGACAAAUGAUCUCCAAGAUGAAGAUGGAAGUUGGCAAUCAAUUUACGCAACGACUCGAAUCAAUGUUCAAGGAUAUGGCGGUCUCAGAGGAUUUGACGAACAGUUACAAGACGCACAUGUCACGAGCAGCAGCUGACUCGAAGAGAUUUGAAUUGGAAGUUAGCGUGUUGACAAGUACCAUGUGGCCGAUGGAGAUUAUGUCAAGCUCCAAGGAUGGCGAUGUGCAGUUGCCUUGCAUAUUUCCCAAGGACGUCGAUGCAGUACGACAGAGUUUUGAAAAGUUCUAUCUCGAUAAACAUAGUGGCAGGAAACUGUCCUGGCAGGCAGCGAUGGGAACGGCAGAUAUACGAGCGACGUUUCCCCGUGGAGAUGGGAAAUAUGCACGCCAUGAUCUGAACGUAUCGACCUAUGCGAUGGUUAUCUUGUUGCUCUUCAACGACCUCCCCGUGGAUGAGUCUCUUACAUAUGAAGAGAUCCAAGCGCGUACCCGAAUACCCGACCACGACCUCAUCCGAAACCUACAGUCCCUGGCUGUAGCGCCCAAGACCCGCGUCCUGAAAAAGGAUCCUAUGAGCAAAGACGUUAAACCCACCGAUCGAUUUUUCUACAAUCCCUCCUUCAAGAGUCAAUUCACGAAAGUGCGCAUUGGUGUGGUAAGCAGCGGCGGAAACAAAGUCGAGAAUCAGAAUGAGCGUAUCGAAACAGAGAAGAAGAUGAACGAAGAGCGAGGUGGCAGUAUUGAAGCUGCUAUUGUUCGUAUCAUGAAACAACGCAAGAAACUCGCUCAUUCACAACUCAUCACUGAAGUCCUUGGCCAACUGGCCUCGCGCUUCGUGCCGGAUGUGAACAUGAUCAAGAAACGAAUCGAAAGUCUAAUUGAUCGUGAAUAUCUGGAACGAAUUCCAGAUUCUGAGCCGCCGGCUUAUGGAUAUGUUGCAUAG